UGUGUACCAAAGUGCAACGCCCCUGUUCGGCUACUUUCCCUUACAAAAAUUAACCGCUCCCUAAUUUCAAUGACUUCACUUUAUUGUUUGUGGCUAUGAUGUCUUCGGAUAACCACAAUGGACCGGAAACCUUCAAGCUGGAAGUCAAAAUCUCUCGCGCUUCAUUAAUCCGCGGCUACGGUUCCUUGGUCAAUACGCCAUUGCCGUCAAAUAAGCCAAAGUUCAACGUCAUAUUGGCACUGAUCGAUCCGCAGACGCCAGCGCCCACCGACAAUGCUGUGGAUGGUCAAGUGAGCACCCUGUCCAUACGCAGCUGGAACCCGCACUUUGAUCACCAUUCGUCUCUGCGUGUGACCUUGAACAAGUUACUCGAAUUCCGUCUUGUCGCCCGACAACAUUCCUCCGAUACUGGUGUUGUGGUUGGCUACGCAAGGCUUGUUCUUCAGCAUGCAGCAGAGACACACCGAUUCCGUCUGGAACAUCGAUCAUUCGAACUGGAUGUCCAUCCCUUACCAACGGACUCAGUUGCUUACCAGGCCGGCUUUGAUAAGCUCGGUUCUCUUACCGUGGUGUUGAAUGCGAACUCGCGGGCUCUACAGGAAGCCCUAAACGCUAACCGUUUAGGGACACAGCUAAAUGGCCACCUCAGUCGGUCUAACGUUUCCAUCGUGCGUGCGGACGGAUCGUCCCUACGUGGCAACCAUUCGCCCUCAUCCGGCGCUCCUCCUCGCCCUCCAACCACUUAUAAUGCCUCUAAUAAUCCCGGUGAGCCGUCUACUAGUGCUUCCCCCUCUUCGCAAAACGAUUCCUUGCCUCCAGAUUGGGAACGCCGCUUUGCCCCAAACGGUCGACCCUACUAUCUCGAUCAUUUGACCAGGACCACCACUUGGGAGAAACCCACACCACUUCCUCCGGGGUUUGUCGGCCGCUUCAUUGCCCUCGCCCUGUUCCAUGGCAAAUUUAUCGAUAGUGGCUUCACUUUACCGUUCUACAAGCGCAUGCUGAAAAAGAAAAUUACGCUGGAAGACAUAGAGUCCCUUGAUGUCAUUUAUUAUUCCUCCUUAAAGUACAUCCAAGAAUGCAAUCUUGAUGAAGCCGAAAUGGAUUUAGUCUUUUCGGUUGACUACGAGAUACUGGGUGAGGUGAAGACACACGAACUGAAACCGGAUGGGAAAAAUAUCCCUGUCACGGAGGAGAAUAAAGUCCAGUACUUGGAUUUGAUUGUCAACUGGCGGUUCUCUCGUGGCUGUGAAGAGCAAAUGGAAGCGUUCUUCAAGGGAUUCGCUGACGUUUUCCCUCUCGAGUGGCUCCAGUACUUUGACGAACGAGAGCUUGAAGUGAGUUGCUUAUUUCUCAUUUUUCGCGCAUCCAUGGAUUUCUUCACGUACGUACAGUCUGCUCCGUCUUGUGCUAUCACAACAGCCCGUCGAACCUUUGUUGGAUUAGCACUGAAAACUGCUGUAGUGCAUGAGUAG
This is a messenger RNA of Dicrocoelium dendriticum, 1475 nucleotides long. NCBI's taxonomy places the organism in Eukaryota, Metazoa, Platyhelminthes, Trematoda, Plagiorchiida, Dicrocoeliidae. The record is from the annotation of a GenBank genome assembly.